GGUGGCUUCAUCUUGACAGACGGUUCUCCACACAUCCAGCACCCGCCCAAAUGCCAGCGUACGAAGUUGAACACAUCUGCUCUCUGAGCGAGUCCCAAAAGGACGAGAUUGCGGCCGCCAUCACCAAGAUCCACUGCAGCCUCUUCAAGGCGGCCCCCGUCUUUGUAAAUGUGCGCUUUACGGACAUAUCAAUCCACCACACGUACGUGGCGGGGAGAAAGUCCAAGAACAACCGCAUCUUCGCCAACCUGCGCUGGGGCCCAGAGCGAACGUCCAGCCAGAUCGACGACCUGUGCAACAGCAUCAUCGCCGAGUGGAAGAAGAUUGUCGGCGGCGAAGGUGACAAGUCGAUGAACUCGAUAUUCGUCCUUGGCAAUAUCAUCGGCGGCAUCGAGCACGGCUUCUCCGUGCCCCAGGCAGGGCACGACCGGGAGUGGGCAGCGCAGAAUCUGCCGGCGUUUAAGAAGCUGGCUGAGGAGGGCAAUCAGGACUACCAGGUGCUGGUGGAUGCCAUUGAAGGAGGGCAUGCGUUCCGAUAGGUGCCAAGUCGUGUGGUGUUUCGCAGAUAUGAGAUAGCCAGUUACAAAAUUCAGUGUUCAGUGC
This is a messenger RNA of Coniophora puteana RWD-64-598 SS2, 603 nucleotides long. RefSeq lists its product as uncharacterized. Bases 51 to 539 code for a protein of 162 amino acids. The transcript has 2 exons. The record is from RefSeq and is a predicted model, not a curated record. Lineage: Eukaryota; Fungi; Basidiomycota; Agaricomycetes; Boletales; Coniophoraceae.